AUGUUGAUGAUCAAUCAGACAAACGCAGACUUGAACGAACAACAACAAAUUCAACAAAAAUUAAAAAGAUUUUCAUUAAAUGAAGAUAAAAAAAAUAAAAAUAUCACGAGAAGAAAUCGUCAACAACAGCAACAACCACAAGAUGUAAAUAACUCAAAACAUCCCAUCUCUCAACUUAAACGUUCUAAUGUAAAAAAGUAUAAAUCGAAAUCGUUAAAAGGAAAUAAAGUUCUGGAGCCUGCUCCAACUUCAAAUCCAUUUUCAACAAAUGAUCCAACUGAUAUGGAUGCCGAUCUGCCUCCAUUAAAGAUUCAAGUACAUCCUUGGUUACCAGGUCCUCCUCAUCCUCCAAAACUUAUCCAUGCAUCGCUUAUUCCUUUAUCAAAACAUAAAAGACAUUUAUCAAAUCAUUCAAAUAGACACUCUAGAAAAAUUUCUACUCAUAUCAACAUGGCUUCUCGUAUUAUAUUACAAACUUGCAAUCCAAGAAAACCUCCAUCUAGUAUUUUAUCUUCUGAUACAUUUCGUUUUUCACAAAUUAAUAAUAAUAACGAAUUACAACAAAAAAAUCAAGAUCAAGAACGCAAACAAAAGCGUGAAUCAAUUAUACUGCCCCAAGGGAAUCGUGCUUCUCAAAUAUUCAGGCGUCAAUUACUAGAACAAAGUUUACUAUUAUCUUUUGGCGGAGCUCCAAUCACCAACAACAAUAUCCCUGUAACAACAAUAUCACAUAAUAAUAUUAACCUAAAACCACCAAGAAGACGUAAAACAAGGAAAGGUAGUAACGCUAAAUUAGAAGACAGAGAAGCAAGACGUGAAAGGCGUAGACGUGAAAAGGAAGGAAAAAAAUCUAUUGAUAUAUCUGAAUCAUCAUCAUUAUCUCCACCUACUAAUAUCAAUGAUUCAACAACAAUAACAGCAAAACCAUCAUCAAGCUUUCAUCAUCUUUCACCAACCAUAAAAGUUUCUGUUAUAGAUGAUAAAUCUUCUACUAAUUCAUCAAAACUUUAUCCAACAUCUGUAAAUACUACAUCUCCAUCAUCACAAUUUACAACACAAACAAAAACUACGCCUACCGAAGAAUUUGAAAAAAAUACUAGUAAAAAUACUAUCCAAAUUAAUAAUGAUAAUUUAGAAAGUUUAUUCAAUAGACAAUUAAAAGUUGAUAAUAUAGCAACACCUCCUGCAUCUUUACGUAAUUCUCCUACAACACCUCAAUUCCCGCUUUCUCCUAAAUCUCCAACAAUAACACCAUUAUCGCCUACAUCACCGAAACCUCCAUUGUUAAGUUCAUCUUCAUUAGCAUUACCUGCGACAAACAAUCGAAUAAC
Molecule: messenger RNA, 1331 nt
Organism: Entrophospora sp. SA101
Lineage: Eukaryota; Fungi; Glomeromycota; Glomeromycetes; Entrophosporales; Entrophosporaceae
Source: the annotation of a GenBank genome assembly